CAGAUGUCACCGCGAAACAGAGAUGGGAAGCUGGGGUGCCCAGCGGAAGUUAGAACGGACUGGACCAAAUGUCAUUGGCUGGGAGAGAGACUGACAGAUGUAAUGCCCAACGGCAGCGACACUCGCCUGGCCCAGUCAGACACACAGUGAUUGGUUAUUUUUAUUUAAGCGGGGGUUAUUUAUAUUUAGCAUUGUAUCAGCAUUAAUUGUCAAACUGGAUCCUAUAUAAAGUAUUUUUCUUUUCGGUGACACACACACGCCAGCCUACCAUCAUAACAAGAUGGCAGCCUCCUUGAGCCGGUUACACCACAUUUCACUUCACGUUACAAACGUGGAUAAAAUAGCGUAUGAACUUGUUUCUAAAUUUAAGUUUAAUUUAUUUGUUGCGAGGUUGACGGAGAAGUCAAAACAGUUGGCUUUCAGGAAAGGAGCGGCAGUUUUCGUCGUCAAUGAAAGACCAUUGAAUGGAGUAACACUAUCGAGCAAGAGAGGUAUUUCUCCUUCAGAAUCGGAACCGGGAUGGACGAACAACAUUCAAACCGGGAUAAAGAACGACAAGGAUCCGAAAUGUCUCUACGAUGUCAACCCACACUAUUCCGUCGACACCGCGUCUAACGUCUGUUUCGAAGUAGAAGACGUGGAAAGGUCAUUCAAGUCCCUUCGCAACCUUGGCUGCGAUUUCUUGGUGCCUCCGACAGAGGUGUGUGACGAGAAAGGGAUUGUCACCUAUUCAGUCGUCAAAUCAAUCAUGGGAAAUGUGAACCACACGCUCAUUGACACGAGUAAAUACAAGGGGAGUUUCUUACCCGGGUUUCAGGAUGUUGAAAACGGCACACCGUUGUCUAAUAGUACGGAGUCUUCCUGUCCAGUCAUUCAUUUUGAUCACAUCACCUAUGCUUGUCCGAGACGGUGCACACCGCAAGUGAUGAGCUGGUAUGAGAGGCACUUUGGCUUCCACAGGUUCUUCAUUAACAGUAAUGAGGAUGUGGACGAGGGCUAUGUUCUGAACACGGAGGGCAUUGGACUGCGUCUCACAGCCAUGGAGUACUGGAAAUGCAGCCAGACCGGAAUCAAGCUUCCCUUCACAGAUGACCAACAACCGGACUGCAAGUUUGUCAUCGCGGAGUCGCUGCCUGACCAAGGCAGUAACCAGGUGGACACCUUUCUGGAGCAGCACGGAGGCCCAGGGAUCCAGCACAUUGGAUUGUACACACAGGACAUAGUGUCCACAGCACAGACCAUGGGCCAGGCAGGAGUCCACUUCUUCUCUCCUCCGCCUGCCUACUACACGGAGGUGGGUAAGCAGCAAGAGAUGGAGGACGCAGGUUACGACCCCCAGAUGCUGUCUCAGCACAGCAUCCUCCUGGACACAGACCUGUGCCAGGUCCAGACUGACCCGUCCUGUCAGACUACGGACACGCAGAAGAAAAGAUACCUGCUCCAGGCGUUCACCAAGCCCAUCUUCUCAUUCCCUCUAAACAGAUACCUGCUCCAGGCGUUCACCAAGCCCAUCUUCUAUUUCCCAGAUACCUGCUCCAGGCGUUCACCAAGCCCAUCUUCUCAUUCACUCUAAACAGAUACCUGCUCCAGGUGUUCACCAAGCCCAUCUUCUCAUUCUCAGAUACCUGCUCCAGGCGUUCACCAAGCCCAUCUUCUCAUUCCCUCUAAACAGAUACCUGCUCCAGGCGUUCACCAAGCCCAUCU
This is a messenger RNA of Oncorhynchus mykiss (rainbow trout), 1704 nucleotides long. NCBI's taxonomy places the organism in Eukaryota, Metazoa, Chordata, Actinopteri, Salmoniformes, Salmonidae. The record is from RefSeq and is a predicted model, not a curated record.